Messenger RNA from Rhizoctonia solani, 375 nucleotides. Its product is annotated as Retrotransposable element Tf2 protein. The record is from RefSeq and is a predicted model, not a curated record. The transcript has a single exon. Bases 1 to 375 code for a protein of 124 amino acids. NCBI's taxonomy places the organism in Eukaryota, Fungi, Basidiomycota, Agaricomycetes, Cantharellales, Ceratobasidiaceae.
AUGGCACCAGGUUCAACUCGCGGUCUCGGCCAAUGGCCAUCUCCACCACAUUCCCUUCCUUGUUGCCCCAUAGGCAACACACCGGCUAUCCUUGGCAUGACCUGGCUUACAUUGGAAUCCCCCCUAAUUGACUGGCAACAGGGGCUUGUCACAUUUCCAGAACAAGUUCAAAUUGCCUCUGAGGAAGAAGCGGAUCCGGACCCCUUGGCAGACCUCCCUACCCAAUACCAUGAGUUUGCAAGAGUAUUUGGCGAAGAAGAAUUUAAGGUCCUUCCCCCCCACAGGGAAUAUGACAUUUCCAUUGACCUACUUCCUGACGCCAAACUCUCACCCGGACCUAUUUAUGGCAUGACCAAUGCAGAAUCUAGGCGCUGA